Saccoglossus kowalevskii is the source of this 1800-nucleotide messenger RNA. RefSeq lists its product as uncharacterized. NCBI's taxonomy places the organism in Eukaryota, Metazoa, Hemichordata, Enteropneusta, Harrimaniidae. The record is from RefSeq and is a predicted model, not a curated record.
AUGUGCGGGAAUUCGGAAACUGAUACGAACAAAGGAUCGGCAGAUGUACUUUCCAAGACGGUCGCAGUGAAAGUCGAGAAAGACGAUAAAACCACGGGUGUUCUACAAACAAUCAGAGUAGGAGACAUUGAUUGCAUUUCGACUAAACAUGCCGCCAUACUACAAGAAUCGGGAAAGAAGACCAGUGAUCAAUCGCAUCAUACUACAAAUGAAUUUGCGAAAAUUGUACCAACUCACCAGUCAUCGACAAACCCAACGCAUCUCACUAUUGCCAAGACAACGGUUACUGGAAACGCCACAACAACUCCAAUACCAAUUGGUACCCCUGUGAGAUUUAUCAUGGCAACCUCAAAUACCAGGUGUACCCCAACAACAUCAAAUGCGACCAGCGUGGCGACUGCAAUACGCAGACCGGUAAUAGUUUCCACGACUCGAAACAAUAUGGUGUCAGCACAAAUCCCGACGACUUUCACGACGACCACCGGAAACAGGAAUCCGACUUUGACAUCCCAGCAUACUUGGGUCACCAAUACGGGUAUGCAAACCUUGGUGCCCAUACCGCUAUCUGGUCCAUAUAUUGCACCAUCGCUACCAUCAUGCCCAACCCGACAAAACUCAACUCGAAACGAAGCAAAUUUUCUUCGUUCAAACUGUUCAACCCACAUCAAAAGACCUAUGAACGCGUUUAUGGUAUGGGCACGCGUAUAUAGACCGAUCUUAGCCAAAGAACAUCCGAAUGCAAACAACGCUGAAAUAAGCGUCAAGUUAGGCGAAGUUUGGCAUAGGAUGACAGAUUUACAAAAGAAACCGUACUACGAGGAAUCUCAGAAAAUAAAAGAUCAACACAAGAAAGACCACCCGGGAUGGGUAUACCAACCACGGCCAUCAAAGAAAAAACGCGUAAGUCUGCCAAUCAAUACCAGCUUCUUGCAGCCACAAAUACCGACAAGCAACUCUGCCGUACAUAGGUACAUGCCAAGUCUGAAUUAUAAUAAUCUUCACGGAGGCCCAGCAAAUACCAUGGCAACGUGCAAUCCGAUUAUUAAAACAGAACAGUUCAGAUCUCCAGUUAUAAACCAGAGACCGACAACAUUCUUCAGACCUGAAGUCCACCCAUACUUGAGACUUAUAGAGCCACGUGUACAGACAGUGCCCUCACAGCAGCAAGCUGUUAUUAACAACCCAUAUCUGGGAGUAACUAAAGAAACCAAUGGUCACCAAGCAAUGUCUACAAAAUUAGCAGCCGCUAUGCCACAACUAAUCGGGUAUCAACCCGAUACAUCUCAACACGUUCCACUGCCUCAUAAAUUGAUUCUCCCCGGUUGCCAAGAUGCAGCGAUCCCUGUGCAACAAAACAUAGCAAAGAUCAACAAGGAGCAGUCAAGAUUACAAAAACCAUCAAUGAAAAAACCGCUAGAAGAUCAGCUGCAUAUAACAUCAAAAAACAAUAGCGACUACAGCUAUGUGCAACAAUGGUUGGAGAGUAUGCAAGAAAUGAAUCCCUGCAUGACAACAGAGGAAGAAGAGUUACAACGCGCUACUGAAUCCAUCUGCGAUGACAUGGAUAUGCCGUCAAUGUACGACAUGAUGGAAGAUCAGUUGCAGCGGUCCAAUGUUUCAGGAAUGGGACCUAUGUUUUCAAAAGGUUACGAACACUUGAAACAUGAAAGGCCACAAGGCACAGACCAUUGGUAUGUGAAUGAUAAUGCUGCUGAUGAUGAUAAACAAUCCAACAAAUCUGCCUCAUCUAAAGAUAGCAUUAGUGAAAUGCCACAGUUUGAGAGGUUCUUGCAAGAUUGA